ACUCUGUUUUUAGAUUUUGCUGAUUAAUUUUGUUGGCCAUUUCCUCCAUUUUUGCUCCUCUGCUCAAAUUUCUCCAUUCACAACCCCACUACAAGAACCGACUACCCAAAUGUUAGGCACUGUGAGUCUUGUAAUGGGCUCUUCUUCAGCCGCAGUGGCUACUUCUACGCACUUUCCUGCCCUGAAAUCUCUUCCCACCUCUCGAAUCGGCCACCACAAUCACUUCCCAACUCUUUCAUUCCCAUUCGUUUUGCCUUCCACUUCUAUUUUCACCUCCUCCUUCUUGUCUUCACCACUUUCUUCUCUUUCUUCUCCCUUCAACACCGCUAUCGCCGCCGUUAACUCCGAUUCCGCCGAUAAGCAAGAAUCGAAUAAAUAUUAUUUUCUAGUUGCAAAUGCGAAGUUUAUGCUUGAUGAAGAGGAGCAUUUCAAAGAACUUCUGUUUGAGCGGCUUCGGAAUUUUAGCGAGCGUAACAAAGAGCAGAAUUUUUGGCUUGUCAUUGAGCCUAAAUUCCUGGACAAGUUUCCUAAUAUCACAAAGAGAUUGCGGAGACCUGCCGUUGCUCUUGUUUCAACCGAUAGUACCUGGAUUACGUUUAUGAAGCUGAGACUGGACCGAGUUUUAGCCGAAAGCUAUGAAGCCAACAGCAUAGAAGAAGCGUUGGCUUCGACUCCAACGAACCUGGAGUUUGAGAAGCCUGAAAAUUGGGUAGCUCCUUAUUCUAAGUAUGAAUAUGGAUGGUGGGAGGCUUUCUUGCCGCCAGCAACAAAAGCAGAAGCAAAAGUAUAAGCUGUAUGUAGCUUUAAUUUAUUUACCAGCCUUUGUUACCUAUCUGAUCAAUUGUGAAUUUUGAUGGUGUGAGGAUUUCGUAAAACAUUUGUAGUUGGAAGGCAGUUUUUUUGGUAAUCUAGUGUGGUAAAAGCAAAUUUCUCUCUAUUGUAAUCCUAUCUUAAGGAUAUUCUUUUUUAUUUUGUUUUUUAAUACAACCUACCCUACCUUUCAACUAA
Cucumis sativus (cucumber) is the source of this 1008-nucleotide messenger RNA. RefSeq lists its product as uncharacterized. NCBI's taxonomy places the organism in Eukaryota, Viridiplantae, Streptophyta, Magnoliopsida, Cucurbitales, Cucurbitaceae. The record is from RefSeq and is a predicted model, not a curated record. The coding region runs from base 110 to 790 and encodes 226 amino acids. The transcript is spliced from 3 exons.